Molecule: messenger RNA, 1353 nt
Organism: Vespa crabro (European hornet)
Lineage: Eukaryota; Metazoa; Arthropoda; Insecta; Hymenoptera; Vespidae
Product: leptin receptor gene-related protein
Exons: 5
Coding region: 298-771 (157 amino acids)
Biological process (GO): late endosome to vacuole transport via multivesicular body sorting pathway
Cellular component (GO): endosome
Source: RefSeq, a predicted model, not a curated record
AUAUAGUCAUAUGUAUGUAUGAAGUGAGAGUUCGAUAAAUAUACACACUUGUCAAAUUGAUCUGCAAUGGCCGGAAUAAAAGGUUAUUCGGCAUGUUCUUGAUCGUCUGAUAUGCGAUUUUUCACUUUGUGAAAUUUCGAAGAAAUGGCAUCAACGGGAGGAAGUUUCUAUAUAAACUGUGAAACGCGAUAUGAAAUAUCGAAACAUAACCUUCUUGCUUUAAUUGUCACUGUCAAAAAUUUGUAUAUACUUCAAUUUUUGCUUUAAAUUUCAUAAUUUAAAUAUAUCUGUUUUUCAAUGUCGAACGAAAGUGUAUCAUAUUUAUACUAUUUAAUUCGUCAUAAUUAUAGUCAACUUCGUCGUGUUCAACAUGAUAUUAAAAAAUUGGUUCUUCUGGCAUUCUCAGGCUCUAUUGGUAUGACAUUAGUCAUCCUUGGUUGUGCAUUACCACAAUAUGAAGUAUGGUGGCCAUUUUUUGUAGUUUUAUUCUAUGUAUUGGCACCAAUUCCAACAAUAAUUGCACGUCGUUAUACAGAAGACCCAGCAAGUAAUAGUAAUCCAUGUUUAGAGUUGGCAAUAUUUAUUACAAUAGGAUUUGUUGUAUCUUCAUUUGCUCUUCCUAUUGUAUUGGCACGAGCACCUGAUGAAAAUCCAGUUAUACAUUGGGGUGCCUGCUAUUUAACUUUAGCAGGGAACGUUAUUGUUUACUUGACUUUAGUUGGAUUUUUUGUAACUUUUGAACAAGAUGAUGUAGAUUAUAAUAUGUGGUGAAGUGAUACUUUAUUGUACUUACAAAAAAGGUUUUCUAUGAGAUCAUUGAGAGAAAGAGAGAGAUAAAGAAAAUCAUGCAAUGUGCUGACUAACAGCUAUGUGUUAAUACUAAAACAAUAUAAACCUAUUGUACACUAUUUACAUAAUAUGAAAAAAUCGAUUUUAUUAUAGCAUAGUUGAUAUUGAUAUUAUAUCAACUAGUAUAAUAAUAAUGCACUAAUAUUAGAGAACAUGAUGGCAUAAUACAGCUUGAUGAUCAAAUUAUAAAUUUUAAUCUAAGAAUAACACACUUGUCAUAUAAGAAACAUAUAUCUUUUUAUUGAUAGAAUUAUCAAAAAAUGUAACAAUGCAAGGAUAUAUGAAGUAUAUAUAUAACUUUUAUAUAUAUACAUAUAUAUAUAUAUAUAUAUAUAUAUAUAUAUAUAUAUAUAAGUUUUAUUUUUUAUUUAAUAUAAGAAAAAACCUUCAUAAUUAUAAUAAUAAUAAAAUUAAAGUUUAUUAUUUGUUGUUAUAUCUUAUGCUAUCCUAUAAAAAUAAAAUUCGCCUAGGUACAGAGGUGAUUAAUAAAAAUUUCUUAUUAAA